Messenger RNA from Durusdinium trenchii, 1028 nucleotides. Lineage: Eukaryota; Dinophyceae; Suessiales; Symbiodiniaceae. The record is from the annotation of a GenBank genome assembly.
GGCUCAAAUCAGUUCAAGUUGCGAGAUUCCUGACACGUUGGACGGACCAAGAGUCGGACCCAUCCGUGCCGGGAGGACCAUCGCCAUGAGCGGCCUGCGAGCGCCGCCCGGCUCCGGCUCCGGCGGCUCGAGGAGCUCUAGCCGUGGGCGCAUGGGCCAGACCACAGCGGCCACCGUGGGUCGGGCCAUGGUGGGAGCCAAGAGAGGGGAGCUUCCCCUCCGCAGAGCGGGGAAUCCAAAUGACCGCUUGGAAGAGCUGCUAGGGAAGGCCAUGCCAAGCAAACCCAAGUUGAACGGCUACUCUGUCACUCAGACCACGAACCAUGGGCUAGACUUUGAUGAGGAGGCCAAGAAGCUCUGGGCACGGCUGAACUUGGACCCUUCAGUCAUCUCGAGUGGGCCAUACAAUGCUAUGGAUGCCCUCUGGCAGCAUCCCGAGUCGCGGGCAGUCUUCUAUGUUGGCAAUCAAACCGCAGCUUCAAACCUGGCAUUGCUUCGUCAAAACGGUGUGACGCAUGUCGUGAACUGUACUGACAACAUGCCCAACUACCACGAGAACACGUCGGGCAGUUUGAUCAAGUACUACAGAUUCGACAUCUCCCGCUUCCACCGGCUGGUCAGAUCGGAUGCUGAUGCUGCACGCUUUGUUCAGCCAAUGCUGGAAUGGGUCGGUGCUGCUUUGGCCAGCGGGGAGAACGUCAUGGUUCAUUGUUUAGCCGGUGCACAUCGUGCCGGAACCACUGGCUGCAUUUGCUUGAUGCACUUUGCAGGGCUUAGCGCCAAAGAAGCAGUUCCAGCUGCAAAGCGCUGUCGUCCAAUCAUAGAUCCCAUCGGUGAUUUUCCAGAUUCUCAGCUUGACCCCGCUCAGCUUGGGCCAACAUGUCGAACUCCUAGCUAAGUUGGAGCGCAGCUGGAGAAGAAAGUCUGAACCUGCUAUUUUUGGUGCUUGACGGCUGCGGUUUGCUUUGCUUCGGGCACACUGCAUGCGGGCUCCGCAUGCGUGGCAUGUUGUUACUUUUUUGGUUGGG